CAGAAACCUUUGCGCCUUACUUAUUUCCCAGACUGGAAGGGAAAGCGGACUCUUUUAUUUCUAUAUAUCACCAGAUACACAUAUUAGAAAAAAUGCGUCUCCAUCGAAAAUGUUGGACAUUAUGUACCAUAAGUAUCAUAGUCAUUUGUUUUAAAACAAAGGAUAUAACAAGAUCGGAGCACCAGCAAACGCAAAUGGGAGAUGGAGAGGCGAUUCCAACCAGACUGAUGAUUAACACCUCCAAUAAAGCAAACCGGAAGAAUGUGCUUCCACGUUUCGAACACUCUGUGGAAGGUUGGAAAAACAAUGCGUCCUUAGUAAUCAAGAUCAGGAAGGAUAUCCUUCGCUUUUUAGAUGCUGAGAGAGAUAUAUCAGUGGUGAAAAGCAGUUUGAAACCAGGAGAUAUAAUUCAUUAUGUGCUGGACAGGCGCCGAACCCUCAACAUCUCUCACAAUUUGCACAGGCUUCUCCCUGAAGUGUCCCCGAUGAAGAACAAGCGAUUCAGUACUUGUGCAGUUGUUGGAAAUUCUGGGAUUCUUCUGGGUAGUGGAUGUGGGAAGGAGAUUGACAGUCAUGAAUUUAUAAUAAGGUGUAAUCUUGCACCCCUUGUGGAAUACGCUAAUGAUGUUGGACUCAAAUCUGAUUUUGUCACUAUGAAUCCAUCAGUCGUCCAAAGAGCUUUUGGAAGUCUUCGGAAUGAGACAGAUCGAGAGAAAUUUGUCAACAGACUGACAGUGUUGAAUGACAGUGUUCUGUGGAUCCCUGCGUUCAUGGUCAAAGGUGGGGAAAAAUACGUUGAAUAUGUAAAUGAGCUGAUUCUGAAGAACAGACUGAACAUUCAGACAGCUUACCCAUCCCUGCGGCUCAUACAUGCUGUCCGAGGAUACUGGCUGACAAACAAGAUUUACAUCAAGCGACCAAGCACUGGCUUAUUGAUGUACACGCUUGCAACUCGAUUCUGUGAUGAAAUUCACCUGUAUGGAUACUGGCCCUUCCCAAAAGAUUCAAAAGGAGCACCAGUUAAAUACCACUACUAUGACAACCUAAAGUAUAGAUAUUUUUCUAAUGCUGGGCCACAUCGGAUGCCACUGGAAUUCAAAACAUUAAAAUCUUUACAUGACAAAGGAGCUCUGAAGCUAACAACGGGGAAAUGUGUGUAACCCUAAAAGCCACAGCUAAACCCAGAGUUAGUGCAAUAUUUGCACACUAUAGAUUUUAUGUGAAAAGAUAACGCCUCAGUAAUAAUUACAACAAUGCUGUAAAGUGCCCAUUCUCCCAGCUGCGUUUACAGCCUCAGAUUGUUGUGAAGAAAUAAUAAAUAUAAUCGCACUGUGAGGAGUAAAGAUCAAGCAGUGAUGUGUUAACAAUGAUUGAAUAUUGAUUGACAGAAUGGUUCAGGCCUGUGAUCACUGUCAUCAGAAGUAGGGCUCUGCAUUUGUUGUAGCCUCAAAAGACCUGAGAAAUAAUCAGGCUUAGUGUUAACGAGAGGUCAGUAUUUGUCUUGAGCAGCUGUCUCAGCAAGCAAUCAAUGCCAAAGUGCUUUCAAGGUGUUAUACAUCUGAGCCACAGUCUCAAGUCACAACAUUCUUAUCUACUUAUGUGAAUCAGCCAAGGGUAAUAUCCGCUACAAGAGUUAUGAGAGGACUGAAGGCCUGUUAGCACUCCAGUUCGGUAUCGUUGGUAGUUUUAUAGCUCAAUGAAUGUAAAGCAGUUGUCUUAUGUAAUGUGCUGAAUGUGAACUGUAAAAAGUUAAAGGUGCCCUUUCUGCUGGUACCAAAGAUCCUGUAAGAAGUUACUUGUAAAGACUAACAUUUUGGGAAUUACUAGGGUAAAGUGUCUUGUGCAAUUACUACAUGGUUUUAGGAGGAGGACACAGGAGAUUAAAAAAGUGGACAGAAUAAAAAGCACAAGUCUGAUUUAGACAGAAGCACAGAUUACCAGAUCCUUAAAGCAUGAGGAAUUGUUUGAUUUCAAUCAAAUUAGUACAUUUCAAAAGUUCACUCAUGAACCAAUUCCUCUGCCAAGCCUUCUGAUCCAUGCUGUGAGUAGUGGAAAAACCCUACUGAUGAUGCAUUUUCUUAUUAACCACAGAACUGCCAUCAGCACCAUUUCUCCUUUCUGUAAAUAUGAUGUGAUGUAUUUGGAUCAAAUUGUAUAUUCUGUGGUCGCAUUGUAAAGAUUCUGCUUGUUUUUAAGUUAUUUGUUUAUGCAAUUCUUUAAAACUCAUCUCGGAGGAUUGCAGGUCUCCAGUGCCUGAUCCCAGUUGCUAGUGUUGAGGUGUGUCUCUUGCUACACUAACUAGACAUGUGGUUGUAGUGAAGAUCUGACAACAACACUGGGAACUGGCAAAAGUAAUUCAGGACUUUCUCAGACUUGGAACCUUGCUAUGUUUAAAAUUAUUUCUACAGAUUGUUUGCUGCAAAUAUUGGAAUAGAACCACAGUCUUCGAGUGACUUGGAAAUUACUUGAGCUACACUGCUGUUACAAUUUUAAAAAUUUACAUACACUGGAAACUUCUCAAGGCAGUUAUGCACAGGUUUUCUGGGUCUACUCAUUUGCAUUUCCAUCGAUAUAAGUGUUGGUGUGAGAAUAGCGUAAAACUGUUACAAGCAAUGAAUGGCCUGCAAACCUACGCACAGCCUUUCAAAACAAUUUUUAACAGGACUGGUUGACAAAAAGAAAAGUAAGGAGCAGUGCUCAGUAACUCUCAAAUAAUUUCUGUCUUAGCAAUUUUUAAAUUUGUAACUGAUGAGUAUCCAGAAAGCAGAAGGAUAUGGAACCAAACCAGAGACAAGGAAUGUACACUUUUAGUCAUACGUUUCAGCCAUUAUUCAUGGUUAUUGAAGGUAAGAUGAAGAGAUCCUUGUGUCUGCAUGCUUCUGAUGAGAAGCAUCUAUAACAUUGGUUUAUUUUUUUCCAAACCUAGUCUAGAAGAGAGUGCCAUAAAAAUACCAUGACCUGAGCUAAUCAAGUAAUAUAGCCUAUUUCAAACACCUCUCCUCUUGUCCAUCAUAGGCACCCUGAGACCAUUUGGGAAAGUGAUGAUCUAGUGGUAUUAUCACUGGAUAGUUGCCCCAGAUAAGAUUCUGGAGACCCAGGUUCAAAUCCUGCCAUAGCAGAUGGCAGAAUCUGAAUUUAAUUCAUAUUUGGAAUUAAAAGUCUAAUGAUGACCAUGAAUCCAUCAUCGAUUGUCAGAAAAACCUGUCUGGUUCACCAAUAUCCUUUAGAGAAGGAAACCUCCCUCCUUACCCAGUCUAGCUUACAUGUGACUCCAGACCCACAGUAAUGUAGUUGGCUCGUAACUGCGUUUUGGCAAUGAGGGAUGGCAAUAAAUGCUGCCUGGCCAGGGACAACUUCAUCCUGUGAAUGAAUAAAAAAAAACUCCUCACCUUCUGAAAACAGACUUGUUCAUUGAACCUUCAUGGUGCUCUCCUGUUCAGAGACUUCAUCAGUGGCUGUGGCAAUCCAGUUUGUCUCUCAGCAAUUUCAUGUAAAAGUUUCAAACCCCUUCCUCAACUUUAAAAGCCUCAUCUCCUCAAAUUUCUCACUUCCCUUCCUCUGCCACAUGGUGCACAGUCUUCAAUUGCUGGCAUCUUUGAAGGACUCACUGUCAAUAGCAGAGCAUUGGAAACAGGGGUUUCUCCAAUCAUAAAUAUUGCAGGCUGUCCAAGAAGGAAUCCUGGAGUUCUUUCCAUGGAGAGUGUUCAGCAUGGCGGAUCUUAGUCACACUGGCUUACUGACUGAACGACUACUCUGCAGUCAUGGCAUCACCUCCUCCACGUUCUUCAUUCUGAGCAGGUGGCGCUCAAGUAUUCAAAUCUUCUGCCCACUUUCCCUGUAUAUCCAUCUCAGAAGCAUAUACAAGGAGGAGGUGAUGGGGAAUAAAAAGCGAAACAUGUCAACUGGGAGUCAGAGUUGCAAGGUAAUGCUAUUCUUUAGGAUAGCAGUAUGUAGCAGCUCCCCAGUUGAUUCCUCAUAAAAUUACAGCAAUGGACAAUAAGAGGCAGUACCAAGACUCAAGCUGGCAUGAAGGCCAUCAGUGACAUGAGUCCCCUAUAUGGCCCUUAUAUGCAACCACUUCCAAUGACCCUGACUCUCAGUACCUAGAUUAAGCAGGAUAAUAGAUAAGAGGCACAUGUAAACUUCCAGCAGAGCCACUGUGUUAAGGAAAAUGGAUAAAUUGGCAUAAAGUGAAAUGUGUACUUACAUGGCAUUCCAUUGCUGUGGCUGAAGUCAAACAGGAAAGUUUGUACUUAGGAAGUUCUAAUGUCACAGAAACAGUUAUCCAGGAAUGUAAAGGAUUGAGAGCCACAUUGUCUGGGGGAGGGGGUGUGGGGGGUGGGUUGGUGAGGGUGGAUUUAGAGAGAUGCUGCAUUAUUUGAAACAGAAUGAAGGGAGUACAGUUGCAAUGCUAAGGGUAGACUUUAUUCCCCCAAAAAAGGGAAAUAGUAUGAUAUAACAUGUAGUAUCAUGUUCUGUAAAUGUUGGCAUUUUUUUUUGAUACUGUAGGCUGUUCAUUAUAAUUUAUACAGAGUAUACCUAUUAAGAAUGCCUUCACUUGCUCCUGAAAAGUCCUGACUGAGGUAAUAUUUGGGAGCAGUCUGAUACUCUGGUGGUAUCAGAGAUUUCCAAGUAAGAAUCAGUUAGAGGCAAAUUCAAUUGUCUGCAGGCAAAGCAAGCUGCUAUACAAAAUGUUCUACCUGCAGAAAUUUAUAUUCAGCUAUCUUUAUAUUUUAUUGUCAGGAACUCCUCAUUUCCAUCUUAAUCAGCUGGACCAGGGGAUUAUUCGGAGAAAUCAGAAAUGAGUCAAAAGGAAAAAUAGCUGUAAACUGUUAUAAAAGUGAGUAAAUUUGUGGUUUUGAAGAAAACUGAUUAUUGCAGUUAUUCACACAUCAGGAUUUACCUUACUUGGAAAUAUAAAGAAAAAUAUUUUGCUUAAUCCAGCUAAAAGGAAAAGCAAGGCUUGUCCACAGAUGUCUGCUGCCUUCCUCAAGAAAACUGAAUUGCUUUGAAAUCAUCUUGAGCUGUAAACAAACAAAGUGUAUGUGUCAUGACACCCAACUGUGAAAUAUCCUUUAUUCUUGCAGGUUAAUGUCCUGUUUUAUAUAUAUGUUUUAUUUAUGAGUCCUGGAAGCUUUAUUACAUUUUGUUACAAUUCUGUGUAAAAGCAAAUAAAGGUUUUAAUAAGGUUUACUUUCAAA
Messenger RNA from Hemiscyllium ocellatum (epaulette shark), 5201 nucleotides. RefSeq names its product ST8 alpha-N-acetyl-neuraminide alpha-2,8-sialyltransferase 4 (gene st8sia4). Gene Ontology annotation, molecular function: alpha-N-acetylneuraminate alpha-2,8-sialyltransferase activity. The transcript is spliced from 5 exons. Gene Ontology annotation, biological process: oligosaccharide metabolic process; N-glycan processing. NCBI's taxonomy places the organism in Eukaryota, Metazoa, Chordata, Chondrichthyes, Orectolobiformes, Hemiscylliidae. The record is from RefSeq and is a predicted model, not a curated record. The coding region runs from base 93 to 1160 and encodes 355 amino acids.